AUGAACAAAAUUUUAAUGUUACAUGGCUUUUUACAGUCAGAUAAAAUCUUUUCUGGUAAAACAGGAGGAUUACGUAAAGCCUUGAAAAAACUAGGCUAUGAGUUGCAUUAUCCAUGUGGUACAGAAGUUAUCCCAGCCAACGACGUGGGACUUGAAGAAGACACCGAUGCUGAAAUGUUUGGUUGGUUCGUGAGAAAUAAAGAUUCUUUCACAGAGUUUGAAAUCAAACCUAAAACUAUCAAUUAUUUACGAGAAUACAUUAUUAAGAAUGGCCCAUUCGACGGUAUCAUAGGAUUUAGCCAAGGUGCGGGCCUAGGGGGGUAUCUAGCAACAAACCUGAACGGCAUACUUAACUUAACGACGGAACAGCAACCGCUUUUGAAAUUUUUUAUUUCAUUUAGUGGGUUCAGACUAGAAUCGAAGCCUUAUGAUGGUCUAUACGAAACAAACACAAUCACAAUACCGGCGCUGCAUGUUCUGGGUGAACUAGAUGAAGUUGUUACGGAGGACAGGGUGAUGAGAUUGUAUAACUCAUGGCCGUCAGACAAACGCACAUUGUUAAAACACGCUGGCAGUCACUUCGUACCAAAUUCGAAACCAUUUGUAACCCAAGUAUGCAAUUGGAUCCGUACCAUUGCUGAAAAUAAUGUCGGUCCUGCUACUGGUUCUGAUCUCUGUUCAUCUAUACAAGAGGAGAAAGAGAAGGGAAAUAAGAAGGAUUCGGCCAAUAAUCAGCUGGAUGAUGACUUAAUGGACAUGAUGGAUUCGAUCGGCAAAUUAUAG
This is a messenger RNA of Kazachstania africana CBS 2517, 783 nucleotides long. RefSeq names its product putative serine hydrolase (gene FSH3). The transcript has a single exon. NCBI's taxonomy places the organism in Eukaryota, Fungi, Ascomycota, Saccharomycetes, Saccharomycetales, Saccharomycetaceae. Bases 1 to 783 code for a protein of 260 amino acids. Gene Ontology annotation, cellular component: cytoplasm; nucleus. The record is from RefSeq and is a predicted model, not a curated record.